Molecule: messenger RNA, 876 nt
Organism: Neurospora tetraspora
Lineage: Eukaryota; Fungi; Ascomycota; Sordariomycetes; Sordariales; Sordariaceae
Product: 6,7-dimethyl-8-ribityllumazine synthase
Exons: 4
Coding region: 228-839 (203 amino acids)
Biological process (GO): riboflavin biosynthetic process
Cellular component (GO): riboflavin synthase complex; mitochondrial intermembrane space; intracellular anatomical structure
Molecular function (GO): 6,7-dimethyl-8-ribityllumazine synthase activity
Source: RefSeq, a predicted model, not a curated record
GACGUGAGACCCCAUGUUGCCGUGGGUGUGAGCCGCUCCUUUGUACCGAUGUGAAGUUCUGGAAUAGCAGAUACAUCCCUGCUAGAGGUGGACAUGUACGGUUAGGUUGAGCUAUGGUAUGUAUGGUGCUGUAAAUUGGAUGCUCCGUACCUGAGCCCGUAGCGUCCGUACCAACCAACUUUCAUGCUUCCCGCUAGUUUCCUCAGACACACACACAUACCUACACAAUGGUACAUACCAAGGGACCCGCCCCGCAGCACCACGAUGGCAGUGGCCUGCGCAUCGGCAUCAUCCACGCCCGCUGGAACGACACCAUCAUUGAGCCUCUGCUCGCGGGAACCAAGGCCAAGUUGCUCGAGUGCGGCGUCAAGGAGUCCAACAUUGUGGUCCAGUCGGUUCCUGGCUCGUGGGAGCUCCCAAUUGCUGUCCAACGCCUCUACUCAGCAUCGCAAGUCCAAUCCUCCUCAUCCGGCGUCGGCACCAGCGCCGGCGACCUCCUCGGCAGCUCGACAGCCGACCUCGCCUCUUUGAGCAACACCGCCGCGUCCGCGGUGUCGACGCAACCGUUCGACGCCCUGAUCGCCAUUGGCGUGCUGAUCAAGGGCGAGACGAUGCACUUCGAGUACAUUGCCGACACGGUGUCGCAGGGCCUGAUGCGCGUCUCGCUCGACACGGGCGUGCCCGUCAUCUUUGGCGUCCUGACCGUGCUCACCGAGGAGCAGGCGCAGGCGAGGGCCGGCCUCAUCCCGGGAAGCCAUAACCACGGCGAGGACUGGGGUCUCGCUGCUGUCGAGAUGUCUGUCAAGCGCAAGGAUUGGGCUGCUGGCAAGAUCGAGUAACGGUCGAUCAUGCGGGUUGGGAAGGCAUUUAAAAAGA